Messenger RNA from Plasmopara halstedii, 1824 nucleotides. Its product is annotated as dead deah box rna. NCBI's taxonomy places the organism in Eukaryota, Oomycota, Peronosporomycetes, Peronosporales, Peronosporaceae. The transcript has a single exon. Gene Ontology annotation, cellular component: mitochondrion. The record is from RefSeq and is a predicted model, not a curated record. Bases 1 to 1824 code for a protein of 607 amino acids. Gene Ontology annotation, molecular function: ATP binding; nucleic acid binding.
AUGCCGCGAGACGCUAAUGGCAGCAUCUGGCGUCGCAAAACUCCGACUGCUGAACGCAAAGAUAGCGACGCUGAGCACCAGAAGAAGCGUCCGCGCCGCGGAGGGCGUCGCAAUGACGGCAAUAAAAAUGCCAGAGAGGAUAGUAAAGGCGACAGCCAAACCAAACCAGCGGCUGUCGCUGAUUCAACUAUAAAGCAAGAGGCAUCUUCUCUUGAUGUUGGGGUUACGAAUCCUGUCAAUUUGGACUAUUUGUCUGACGUAUUCUUCGCAUCGUUGGACAUCUCCGCUAACAGUAAACGCGCCAUCGUUGAAGAUCUCAAGUAUGAGCGACUCACUCACGUGCAGAACAAAACGUUUGCACUAAUUACAGAGGGCAAAGACGUGCUUGCCAAGGCGAAAACAGGAAAUGGAAAGACCAUUGCUUUUCUUUUACCCGUAAUUGAGAAAUUGGUCAAGGAUGGCCGUCGCUCAGACGUCAUUCCAGUGCUUACCAUCUCGCCGACACGUGAGCUGGCACAGCAGAUCGCCACCGAGGCCACGCGCGUCACCAAGUUUCACGAUAUCAAGAUCGCUUGUUUUGUGGGUGGUAUCAGUAUCAAGAAAGAUGAGCGUGCUCUUACAUCCGGAACUCCGAUCGACAUUUUAGUAGCCACUCCUGGACGUCUUGUUGACCACCUAAAGCAAAAUACUGGUAACAUUGUGACUCGCUUGGGUGAGUGUAGUGUCUUAAUUCUAGAUGAAGCCGAUCGACUUUUGGAUAUGGGUUUUCGCCCUGACAUUAUGCGUAUCAUCGGAUAUUUACCUCUUGAACGUCAAACGCUUCUGUUUAGUGCGACAUUCCCUACUUCUACCGAUGAGUUAAAGCAAGUCGCUUUGCGCGAGGACUAUGCGUUUGUGGACACCAUCGAUGAGAACGAGGCAGAUACAAACGUGCAAACCGACCAAACGUACAUUGUAUGCGAGAUGAAGAACGUUAUCUCUAUCGUGGAGUGUGUACUGACGGAGCAUAUGAAGCUACCAGCGUACAAGGUAAUUGUUUUCUUCCCGACGGCUCGUUCGGCGCAAUUUAUGGCGCAGUUAUUCCAGGCUGCAGGCUUUCCAGGUAUUUUAGAGAUACACUCGCGAAAGAGUCAAUCGGCGCGAACGAAAACUGCUGAUGCAUUUCGGAAGAGCAGAAAAGUAAUAAUGUUUUCAUCUGAUGUGUCAGCGCGUGGUGUGGACUAUCCCGAUGUGUCUCUUGUGUUGCAAGUAGGCUUUACCGAUCGCGACCAGUACAUUCACCGUCUUGGACGGACAGCUCGCGCUGGUAUGACAGGCAAAGGAAUUCUUAUUUUGUCUGAAUUCGAAACGGUUGUACUUGACAAUUUGGCGGAUUUGCCUUUGAUUCAGAGCACAACUUACUCUCCUGACAUGCUGAUGCCAUCGCAACUGAAGACAUUGAAAGUUGUAAAGAGUCUUAAAAGUUUUAGCGAACUAGAUAGGUCGGCGCAGCAAUCAUACCAAGCGUGGCUCGGUUUUUACAAUACGCAAAUGAAACGCUUGAAGUUAAAUCCUGAGCGUCUCGUGCAACUUGCGGCCGAUUACAGUCGAAUUAUUGGUUUGGAUGAGGUGCCAAAGCUUGAGAAGAAGACACUCGCAAAGAUGAGGCUCCUUGGCGUGCCUGGUAUCCAGCCUUCACCAUACACGCGUGACAACGGAAGUAACUCCAGCGGAGGUACUGGUGGUCGCGAUGGCAACGGUAACGGUAGUCGCGGUGGGCGCAAUAGUAGAGGUAUCGGCGAUCGCAAUCGCGGGGGUAAUCGUGAAAGCAAGAAUCGCAGGUAA